Messenger RNA from Ylistrum balloti, 1187 nucleotides. RefSeq names its product 17-beta-hydroxysteroid dehydrogenase 14-like. Gene Ontology annotation, biological process: steroid catabolic process. The record is from RefSeq and is a predicted model, not a curated record. Lineage: Eukaryota; Metazoa; Mollusca; Bivalvia; Pectinida; Pectinidae. Gene Ontology annotation, molecular function: estradiol 17-beta-dehydrogenase [NAD(P)+] activity. The transcript has 9 exons. Bases 42 to 857 code for a protein of 271 amino acids. Gene Ontology annotation, cellular component: cytosol.
AUAGCGGACUUACACUGAAGUAUAAACACCCCACACUGCUAAUGGCGGAGUCAGUGGAACAGCGUUACAAGGACAAGGUGACAAUAGUCACUGGAGGGUCUAAAGGCAUCGGCAGGGGUUGUGUCGAAGUGUUUGUAAAACAUGGAUCCAAGGUGGCGUUUUGUGCAAGGGGAGAAAAAGAAGGUAGAGAACUGGAGGCAGAAAUGAAUAAGCGAGGUCCCGGGGAAGCUUUCUUUAUCACGUGUGAUGUUUCCAAAGAAGCCGAUAUAAAGCAUGUGAUUGCCAAAACAGUUGAGAAGUAUGGGAAGAUUGAUUGUCUCAUUAACAACGCCGGACAACAUCCUUCACACACGUCCAUAGAUGAGAUAUCUGGGGAUGAUUUCCGCCGACUGUUGGAUGUGAAUCUUGUCAGUAUUUUCCUGUUUUCCAAGUUUGCUUUGCCAUAUCUGAGAAAAACCAAAGGAAACAUCAUCAACGCUUCCAGUUUAGUUGGACAGAUAGGUCAGCCUGGCGCCACAGCCUACGUCUCCACCAAGGGCGCCAUCACCUCCUUCACAAAAGCCCUGGCAAUAGACGAAGCAGAACAUGGAGUUCGUGUGAAUGUAUUUUCACCUGGAAACGUGUGGACCCCGAUGUGGGAGCAGGAAGCCAGAUCUGCCCCCGAUCCCGUGGCAGCUAAACAAGCUGGAGAGGAUGCUCAGCUGAUAGGACGCUAUGGUACGUUGGAGGAGAGUGGCCUCCUGUGUCUAUAUCUCGCUGCUGAAGCCACCUUUUGUACUGGGAUCGAUGUGAAUCUGUCGGGCGGGGCAGAGCUGGACUACGGCUACAAAAAUAAAAUGAAAAAGUCUAAAGUGUGAAAGUUACAUUUCACCUGCUGCCUUUGAUAAUUUUAUUGAGUACAUGAUAAUGUAUUUUAUCUUUAAUAGUUAUUAUAAAGUCUGAUACUGUUUAUAUAUAGACGUCUGUAAUCAACAGUACUAUAUAACUACCAACUAUAGUUUUGUAUAUCAGCUCUGUAAAUCCAUUAUAACUAUAUAUAAGAACAUUUUGAUAUUAAGAAACGAAUAUUGUAAACGUGCCAGAUAGUCAUGUUGUAAAGAUAGCAGUAUAUUGUUUAUAGGAAACCUAUAAGUAAUGUUUACGUAAUACAUACUUAAUACAGAAUAAAAUGCAACUUAAACACAUCA